This is a messenger RNA of Podarcis muralis (Common wall lizard), 3206 nucleotides long. NCBI's taxonomy places the organism in Eukaryota, Metazoa, Chordata, Lepidosauria, Squamata, Lacertidae. The record is from RefSeq and is a predicted model, not a curated record.
CAGACUGUGACUGACCUAUACGCGUGCAUUUGGCCGUCAUUCCCAGACGGGGGUGGGGAUGACGGGACUGGCUGCAGUGCUGAUGCUAAUGGCAUCACAGGGAAAAAGGAAGCACUGUAGCAUCAAAGAGCGUGCAACAUCCCUGGAUUCUGGUUGCAGGGAGAGCUUUGGAGCCUCAGGUGACUAGAUCCUCUGCCUCGCUCUCACCACAGGUACGGUCUCUUCCCCGAACAAAGAUGGAUGAAGACAUGUGGAAUGAAAGGCCUCCACCACCAGAAAUGCCAAGCAGAAGACUAGUAUAUCCUCAAAAAGUGCCCUUGCAAAGCAUCUCUGUAGCUGUGGCGAUCAAAGGCUUCGUGGCAGAUGUUGUGUCUGAACUUCAUUACAAGAAUGAGGAGAAGAUCCCUCUGGAGGUUGAAUUUGUCUUUCCCUUGGAUGCUGAUGCUGCUGUCUACGCCUUUGAGGGCCUAAUGGGUGAGACAAAAAUUGAGGCCCAGAUCAUGGAGAAGGAACAGGCACAGGCAUUGUAUGAAGAUCGGUUGGCCAUGCUCGAAGCAUCUGUGCUGUUUGUGAGGGACCCCAAAUCCAGAGACAUUUUCAAAUGCAUGCUGGGUAAUCUUCCACCAAGUGGAGAGGCCACACUGAAACUGUGCUAUGUCCAGGCACUUGCUCCUGAGCCUGAUGGGGCAGUCCGCUUUGUUCUGCCAGUUGUGCUGAAUCCUCGCUAUGCACUUCAGGGGUCAGAAGAGAGCAGCUUCGUACAGGACAUACCACGAGUGCCUGAGAGGGAGCUCCCCUACAAGCUCAGCCUCAGUGCUACACUGCAUUCUCCAUAUGGAAUCUCUCAUGUGAAGUCAAAUUGCACCCUCACACCCCUGCAGUAUGCAACAGAAGACCACACUACAGCCCAGAUUUCCCUCACUGAAGGAUACUGCCUUAAUCGAGAUGUGGAGCUGCUGAUAUAUUACAAGGAGGUGGUUCGUAAGCCCAGUCUCCUGCUAGAGGUUGGGAAGCCAGGAGCAGAUCCAGGUUCACUGAUGGGAGACCACGUGCUUUUGCUUACCCUGUAUCCCAGUCCUCCUGCCCCAAAGCCAGGCCUGAAUACAACAGGCGAAUUCCUGUUCUUGAUGGAUUGCUCUAGCAGCAUGAGCUACAGCACCAGAAGUAACUCUGAAGCCACAACCCGCAUUCAGAGUGCCAAGGAGACCCUGAUUUUCCUUUUGAAGAGUCUUCCUCUGGGAUGUUACUUCAACAUCUAUGCAUUUGGAUCCUCCUAUUACUCAUUCUACCGGAAGAGUGUAAAGUACACACAACAGACCAUGUUGGAGUCCCUGCGGGGGGUGUUGGACCUGCAGGCUAAUUUGGGUGGCACAGAGAUUCUGCAACCACUGAAGGCCAUUUACAGCCAGCCAUGUAGAGAAGGAUAUGGCCGUCAGGUCUUUGUAUUCACAGAUGGAGAGGUAUCUAACAUAGAUGAGGUCAUUGCUGAAGUUCAGAGUCACAGUAAGUCCCACAGAUGCUUCUCCUUUGGGAUUGGUGAAGGGACUUCCUCAUACUUCAUAGGUGGCAUUGCUGAAGCAAGUGGUGGCAGAGCUGAAUUCAUCAGGAGCAAGGAGCAAAUGCAGGCCAAGGCACUGCGAUCUCUGAAGUGUUCUCUGCAGCCGGAAGUGAAACACAUUAAACUAGAGUGGCAUUUGCCUCCUGGCCUCGAGGCUGUGCUUCUGGGGUCAAGCACUCAGGCCAUCUUUGCAGGGGAACGCUGCCUCAUGUACGCUCAGAUCUGCGGGCAGCAACAGACCUCUGACCUCCCAGAGGGUUCUGUUGUGCUCCAGUACAGCAUGCAAGGCCAGACUUUCACAGAGAAGAUGGACUUUCGACUUGAGGCAGAGGAGAAUGACAGGCUUCCUGUUCACCGACUGGCAGCUCAGGCUGUUUUGAAAGAACUGGAGGAAACAAGAUCGACAGCAAAGCAGCAGCUGGUGCUGGAGACCAGCCUGAGCUCUGGGGUGCUGUCUGCUCAGACUGCUUACGUGGUAGUGAAUAUGGAACGGGGCGAGCCGCUUCAAGCCCCUGUUGAAUUCAGAGAGAUUCCAUAUCCAAAUAGCUCUGUGUGGGCUGCUAUACUCCAAAGUGAUCACUGCUGUUAUGAAUAUAAGUGCGAACCUUCCAGAUGUGAGAGUAUUUUGCGGAGAGCUUUAGAAUUUUCCUCAAAGCUCUAUUUCUCAGCAUCCACCCUUUUUGCCAGCAGUACCAGAGGUUGGAGAAGUUAUUCCACUACUGGAGAGUUCCUUAAUGCUCAAAAUGCAGUGUUUGACCAUGCCAGUCUCCCAACAAAUGAAUCACUUCUCUUGAGGCUAGUCUCCCUGCAGAAUGCUGAUGGUUCCUGGUCCCUUGAUGCCAACCUGCUCAGCAUACUAGGUCUGGGUGAAGCAGAGAUUCUGGGGAAAAUGCCUACUCAGGUGCUCCAAACUGCAUGGACAACAGUUCUUGUCGUUCUCUGGCUACAUGUCCACUUUGCAGAACGUAGUGAUAUCUGGCAGCUAUUAGAGGCAAAAGCCGUGGGAUGGCUCCAUGAGAGCACAGGGCCUAAACUUGCUGAGUGUGUGAAGGCUGGGAAUACCUUCUUGGGAUGUGACGUCAGUGCUGAGGUCUUUGGGCUCUGAGCUUCCCCCUCUUGCCAGCAUAAUCCUUAUAUAUGUCACUGGAGUUUUGGCACUUGCUUUUUCUUCCCUUCAAGAGUAUCUCAUUGUUCCAUCUGCAUGCCUAUUGUACUUUCAUGAGCCUUCUGUCUUUUGGACUUACUUCAGAUGUGUCUCUUUUCCUCAAUAGGGCAUCAGUUCUUCAAAGAUGCUUUAACUUACUGCAGUAAUAUCAGUGAUGUUCCCUAUGCACUCCAUUCAUAAACAUGUACUGAGAGAGCGGAAAGAGAACUGUAAUAGGCAACUGGAUUGUGUGUGGGAAAUGUUUUGGGAGAACAUGUUCACAGUUUGAGUUAGGGGUUGGGUGAGUUUCAAUAAAGAAAAAGGUGUGCAGGUAUUUUAUGCAAAGUGCCUCAAUGUUGUUUGGUCAUAUGAAGUGUAGGCAAAGGACUUAUCAAUUGAUAUGUCAUGGUGAGCUACAAAUCCCAUGAUGCUUUUUUUUUUUUAAAAUAAUAUUUAUUGAGUUUCCAAAAAUUUAAACACUACAAACAAAGAAGCAAAAAGAAA